This is a messenger RNA of Dreissena polymorpha, 3434 nucleotides long. Its product is annotated as actin-related protein 3. Gene Ontology annotation, molecular function: actin filament binding. Gene Ontology annotation, biological process: Arp2/3 complex-mediated actin nucleation. The record is from RefSeq and is a predicted model, not a curated record. The transcript has 11 exons. NCBI's taxonomy places the organism in Eukaryota, Metazoa, Mollusca, Bivalvia, Myida, Dreissenidae. Bases 143 to 1399 code for a protein of 418 amino acids. Gene Ontology annotation, cellular component: Arp2/3 protein complex; actin cortical patch.
AGCGUCUGAGCGGUGUCGACGCCAUCGGGUCCCAGUCUAAAUCCUCCCAUGCGCCAUCUUGCAAAUUUCGCCGAUGAAUGAAUCAUUUCCUGGUUAGGUUUUGAGGAAGUCCACACUUGUCGGAGGAAACUACGAAUAAACGAUGGCUGGGCGACUACCAGCUGUUGUCAUUGACAAUGGAACAGGUUACACAAAGAUGGGAUAUGCGGGUAACACGGAGCCGCAGUUUAUCAUUCCGUCGUGCAUAGCCGUGAAAGAGACUGCCUCCGUGGGCGACAAAACAAUCCAGAGGCUUGGGAAGGGAGUCGAGGACCUUGAUUUCUUUAUUGGGGAUGAGGCGCUUAAUGCUACAUCAUAUUCUGUGAAGUGGCCAAUUCGUCACGGUAUCGUAGAGGACUGGGACCUCAUGGAGCGUUUUUGGGAGCAGGCAAUCUUCAAAUAUCUACGCUCAGAGCCGGAGGAUCACUAUUUCCUACUGACUGAACCUCCAUUGAACACCCCUGAGAACCGAGAAUACACUGCAGAAAUCAUGUUCGAGUCUUUCAAUGUGCCUGGAUUGUAUAUUGCAGUGCAGGCCGUGCUUGCUCUAGCAGCCUCCUGGACUUCCAGGCAAGUAGGGGAGAGGACUCUAACAGGAACUGUGAUAGACUCAGGUGACGGAGUUACUCACGUCAUUCCAGUGGCCGAAGGUUACGUGAUAGGCAGUUGCAUCAAACAUAUCCCUAUCGCUGGUCGAGAUAUCACCUACUUCAUCCAGCAGCUGUUGAGGGAGCGAGAAGUGGGCAUACCCCCUGAACAGUCCCUGGAAACUGCCAAGGCAAUUAAGGAAAGGUUCAGCUAUGUGUGUCCAGACAUCGCUAAAGAGUUUGCUAAGUAUGACCAAGAGCCUUCCAAAUGGAUGAAGACAUUCGAGGGUCUGAACGCCAUAUCAAAACAGAAGUUUGUGGUAGAUGUAGGCUAUGAGAGAUUUCUCGGCCCGGAGAUAUUCUUUCAUCCUGAGUUUUCAAACCCUGACUUCACAACGCCAAUUUCGGAGGUGGUUGACACAGUGAUACAACAGAGUCCGAUUGACGUGCGCAGAGGACUGUACAAGAAUAUUGUACUGUCUGGUGGCUCCACGAUGUUCAAGGACUUUGGCAGGAAGUUACAGAGGGACGUGAAGAGAACGGUAGAUGCAAGAUUGAAAAUGAGUGAAGACCUCAGUGGGGGGAGGAUAAAGCCCAAACCCAUAGAUGUUCAGGUGAUCACCCAUCAUAUGCAGAGAUACGCAGUCUGGUUUGGAGGGUCCAUGCUCGCCUCAACACCGGAGUUUUACCAAGUGUGUCACACAAAAGCCGACUACGAUGAACAUGGGCCAAGUAUAUGUAGACACAACCCCGUGUUCGGAACAAUGUCUUAGAGUCUUGUAUGAGGAAAUACGCCAACAACGUUUAAAGAUUGGUACCAGAUGUCUGGUGCUCUAUGCAGCUUAUUGCUUAUCCAAUACAUUGACAGUUGUUUGUUUUUUAAUAAGUAAAAAACAUUAAAGUACUACUUAUUACUUUGAAUAAAAGUACAAUGUCUCUUUGUUUAAAAUGCCUUUGAUAUAGUCAAUAUAUCUGCCUAUUCAAGUGUUAAAUGAAUCAACGAAUGUUAUUGAAAAGUGAAGACUGGGUCUUAUGUUUUAAAGUGUGCACAUUUAACAGUUCCAAUGUGAUGGCGAUUGAAUUCUGUUUAGGAUAUGUUAAAUACAAGAAAUUUAUGUUCUUUAGAAGUUUGAGUAGUAAUUCUAAUGAUCAACCUCCAUUUUAAAACUACGACUUUAGGGAAGAGUUUGAUCGCUUAAUAAGUAUGUGUAAUAACAUAAUGCUAGUUAUUUAAUUUUACUGCUGAUUUGUACUUACUACAAACAUACAAUAACAUUCCCACUAUAAUGACUGCUAGAGCUGUAAUGAUUGUUUCCAUGCACCCAUGACUUAUUUGUAAUGGUACAAUUCGAUUUUCCAUACUGAAUUUUUAUUUAAUACAAUGUGAAAAAUGAAUAGAUUAUUUUUCAUUAAAAUAGUGACUUAACAUUACGCUUUUUUGUAAAAAAUGAGUUUAAUUUUAUCAUACUUUUUUGUUAAAGCUCAUUUAAUUUGAAAAAAUCUCCAACUCUUGAAAUUCUUCAAAUGAAAAGAGGUAAACAAGGCGCAUAUGACAUGAUAUUAUCCAAUUACUCUGUAAAUUGACUUUCAUCCGGAUUUUACCAAAUGUUGUUUUUUAAAUUGAAUUAAAAAUUGAGCCAAAGCUUCAGUGCUGCAGGUUAAAUGGCUGCAAGUUAAACUACCUGAAAACAUAAGUUAUUUUUAAAAGAUUUUUUUUUAAAUCAUGGCUUGGUUAAACAGUGGUUGUAUGUUGCGGUCCAAUCACAAUCGGAAUAAAAGACAGUGUCAGGGAUUACAUUAUUUUGUUCUGUUAUGGUACUUUAUUUUGACAUUUGUUUGCCCACAAUCAUGAUGAAAACUGGAAAUGAUUCCAAUUACUUAUUAGUAAUUUAUGCAGAUUAUUAUCAAGUCAGUUGCAGUAGAAACAUCAAUAUAAGAUUUGUUAAUUUGCAUACUAUUAUGUUUCAGCGCAAUAUAUUUUACAUUUACACAUGUUUUUUUGAAAUAUGUUCUGUUUUUGUUGUAGCUAAACUGUUUGUGUACAAGUUAUUUUAGUGUAUCCAAAUAUGCUUUGUACCAUGUCCUUGUUUACAUGUAUUUAGUUCUAUAUCUUUAUUACAUUAAUUUAUGUACACUUCAACAAAAUUAGUUUUAUUACUUGCGAUAAAAUUAACUGAAUUUUACAAGCAAUAUCUUUUGGAAAAGCAUCUGAAUUUCUGUCAUUCAUUCAUAAAAGAAAUUUUGCUUUUUGUUUUAAUCACUUCUUAUAUAAUGAACAACAACACUUGCUGUUAUGUGCAAACGCUUUCUUUUUAACUCACAUUUAUGUAUCAUUUCUAGAUUAUUUUUCCCUUUUUGUUUGUGAAAACAUAUUGAUUUCUGUAAGGCUCACUGGUUCACAUCGAUAUGCAAUAUCUGGAAAUAUUUUACGUGCAUUUAAAUAAACGGCUUAUAACUCACAUGUAAGAUAUACCGGGUAUUGAGUUAUGCAGUGUUUAUGACAUUUAAUAGAAAUUCAAUAAAAAAAAUUUAAUGUUAUUAUUUUCAAAUCAGCAUGAAAAUAAAAUGUAAACACAGAAUAUGAAAACAAAGCAUUGAACAAAGUCGCUAUGUUUAUAGUUUUGCUGUUGAAAAAAACAAGUAGUGCAAAUCUUUGGGAACUUUAAGUGCUUGUGUUGAGAGAAAGCGUGUUUACAAUAUAUUUGUAUAUAAUGUAUUUACAUCAGCUCAGAACAUAGUAUCUUACCACUGUAGAACUGUGUACAUCCUUCUGCAGUAUAGCAAAUUUAAUAAAUUAUGUAAACUAUA